Lasiodiplodia theobromae is the source of this 1023-nucleotide messenger RNA. RefSeq names its product C6 zinc finger domain-containing protein. The coding region runs from base 1 to 1023 and encodes 340 amino acids. The record is from RefSeq and is a predicted model, not a curated record. Lineage: Eukaryota; Fungi; Ascomycota; Dothideomycetes; Botryosphaeriales; Botryosphaeriaceae. The transcript has a single exon.
AUGCGGGACAUCUUUCCAACUCCUGUAGAUGAAAACCAGCUCUUCGACACCGUGCUGGUUUCUGAUGACGGAUCCUUCAGAGAGACCGGUCCCGGAAGAGCUGUUGCUUCCGAGCCUUUAGAGUCUGGCAGUGGCAGCCCGAGGGCAGACUCUGGUCCACUGAACGAUGAUAUUAUCCGCAAUGCGUCGUCUCAACCCAGGGACGAAGCAGUUGCAGAAACUAUUGACACAUGCGAAGCACCGCAAGGUCAGAGCACUGAGGAACCCGGAACAGCCGGGACAUCGGAAGAAGGCAGCCUCGGCCUCUACUUCUCAAGCCUUGAAUCGCCCAUCGACUGGGACGAUAGUGCGCUCGCAAACGCCUGGCUCGCCGAGGGGUCUGUUCCGCCGAAUUCCGACAUGGCGGUCCCACAGCGCAGCGCCAUGAGGGAACAUGCAUCGCGACCGUCAAGCAUUGCGAGCACGAGCUGCAAUUGCAUCAACCGCACCAUUGCUUCAGUCGAGCAGUUCAAGUCGUCGCCCAACACGGCGGCACUAACCGAAACCACCUUGGCGGCGUACAAAAUGUCCAUUGUUGACUGUGAGAAGCUCCUAUCCUGCGCUCACUGCUACGCCUCGACGUCCGCAACCAUGCUGGUCAUCAUGGUCUCGGACAAGCUCAUCGCCUCGUACCAGCGAUUGUACGCACGUGGCAGCAGGUCGUGGACAUCGGAGUCGCCCGUGGACCCAAUCCCGUUCGAAGAUCAUGUGGCCGGCGCGGCAGAUGUCCACCACGACCAGACGUACCCUCCGCGGCGGAUGUCUCUCGGCGAGUACCCCAUCGAUUGCGAGCGGGAGUGGGCCCACAUCAUGGCGCUGCUGAUCUCUCUCCAGCUCACACGCAUCCGGGAUCUGCUCGAGCGGCUGCGCGUGCGGGUGCUGGCCACCGACGAGCUGCAGAUGCAAAUCAUCCAGCAGCAGGAAACCCGUCUGCGACACAUCAUGGCCCAUUUCCAGAAGAGGGCGAAGGUCUUUGUUCCAUAG